This is a messenger RNA of Chrysochloris asiatica (Cape golden mole), 1218 nucleotides long. It is a transcript of the gene HSD11B2, whose product is annotated as hydroxysteroid (11-beta) dehydrogenase 2. Lineage: Eukaryota; Metazoa; Chordata; Mammalia; Afrosoricida; Chrysochloridae. The coding region runs from base 37 to 1218 and encodes 393 amino acids. The record is from RefSeq and is a predicted model, not a curated record. Gene Ontology annotation, molecular function: oxidoreductase activity. The transcript is spliced from 5 exons.
CCCCACCCCGGUCCAGUCUAUCCCUGCCCGGCCGCCAUGGAGCGCUGGCCUUGGUCGUCGGGUGGUGCCUGGCUGCUGGUGGCUGCCCGCGCGCUGCUGCAGCUGCUUCGCGCAGACCUGCGUCUGGGCCGCCCGCUGCUGGCGGCGCUGGCUCUGCUGGCGGUGCUCGACUGGCUGUGCCAGCGCCUGCUGCCUCCGCUGGCCGCACUCGCAGUGCUGACCGCCGCCGGCUGGAUUGCAUUGUCCCGCCUGGCGCGCCCGCCGCGCCUGCCAGUGGCCACUCGCGCGGUGCUCAUCACCGGUUGUGACUCUGGCUUUGGCAAGGAGACAGCCAAGCAAUUGGACACCAUGGGCUUCACGGUACUAGCCACUGUGCUGGACUUGGAUAGUCCCGGUGCCCUCGAGCUGCGUGCCUGCUGUUCCCCUCGCCUAAAGCUCCUACAGAUGGACCUGACCAAGCCAGCGGACAUUAGCCGAGUUCUGGAGUUCACCAAGACUCACACUUCCAGCUCGGGCCUGUGGGGCCUGGUGAACAAUGCGGGCUACAAUGCCGUUGUGGCUGAUGUGGAGUUGUCACCAGUGGACACGUUCCGCAGUUGCAUGGAGGUCAACUUCUUCGGUGCGCUUGAGCUCACCAAGGGCCUCCUGCCGCUGCUGCGUCAAUCCAGGGGUCGCAUUGUGACCGUGGGCAGUCCGGCUGGAGACAUGCCAUACCAGUGCUUGGGGGCCUAUGGGACCUCCAAGGCAGCCGUAGUGCUGCUCAUGGACACAUUCAGCUGUGAGCUCCUGCCCUGGGGGAUCAAGGUCAGCGUAGUCCAGCCCGGUUGCUUCAAGACAGAGUCCGUGCUGAAUGUGGGUCGCUGGGAGAUGAGCAAACAGCUGCUGCUGGCCAACCUGCCCAGAGACCUGCUGCAGGCCUACGGCAAGGACUACAUCGAGCACUUGCACCGGCAGUUCGUACAUUCGCUCCGCCAGGCGCUCCCUGACCUCAGCCCAGUUGUAGAUGCCAUCACCGAUGCGCUGCUGGCCGCCCAGCCUCAGCGCCGCUAUUACCCGGGUCGCGGUGUCAGCCUCAUGUACUUUAUUCAUUACUACCUGCCAGAGGGCCUGCGGCGCCGCUUCUUACAGUUGUUCUUCAUCAGUCCCUGUCUGCCACGUGCACUGCAGCCAGACCAACCUGGCCCUACCCCAGGCCAUUCCCCAGGGGAGGCCCAGUGA